AUGGAUAACGUGGGAACCUACCCCGCUGAGCACCCUCCUCCCCCCUGCGAGAACCCCGCCGCUGAAAAAAUAAUCGAAGAUUACCGGAAAGCGCAACGGCUGAUCCCACUGAGCGAAAACGAACUGCAGAAAACAAGAAACGUCCUAAUCAAGGUUUCAACUGACGAGGAGAUACAACGCCACUUUAUGCGUUCGUGUAACAUCCCCAGUUUUUUUUUGAAGGACAGUCAUGUGCGAAACGAUUUUUUGCAGCACCUAUGGGGAGACACCGCUGGUGCGUUCGAGCUGAGGGAGUUUCUGCAAAAUGGAGAGGAAGACUCAGACCCGAAAGACGGGAAAACCAAAAGAGAGACAAUGAAGUACGUUAAACUGCUAGCCAUUUUUCAGCGGUUCAUAAAAAAACAUUACUACAAGCAGUGGAUUUUUUACGAACAUGUCAGGCGAAUGUGCGACUUUAGCGAGUUGACCGAACUGGUAAAGAAAAAAAAAAAAAAAAAAGGGAGGAAGCUGCACUUGUACGUUGGACCAACAAACAGCGGAAAGACCUACGAAGCUUUCCAAAGUUUGUGCAAGUCAAGUAAUGGGUUGUAUUGUGCACCUUUAAGAAUCCUAGCAUGGGAAAUCCACAAAAAAUUCAUUAAACUGAAUAAAGUGACCAGCUUAUUAACAGGGCAAGAAGUGAUUAAAAAAAAAAAUGCAACACACACAGUUUGCACCGUCGAAAUGACUCCACUGGAUAGGCAAUACGACUGUGUUGUGAUUGACGAAAUUCAGAUGAUUAACCAUGAUACGAGAGGAUGUGCCUGGACAAAUGUUCUUCUAAACUUGGACUGUGAAGAGAUAUACCUCUGUGGAAGUAACAACGUAAUAAGUUUGGUGAAGAAAUUAGCAGACCUGUUAGAAGACGAGUUAAUUAUAAAGCGAUUCAAACGGUUAACAAAAUUGCAUGUACAGGAAAAUACAGUGGAAUGGGAAAAACUCACGACGGGAGACUGCGUAAUUACUUUCUCCAGAAAUAGCAUCAUGAGGUUAAAGAAUCGGCUGGAGCGGUUGAAUAAACGUGUUUUUGUAAUUUAUGGGAGUCUACCCCCGGAACUGAAGCGCAGGCAAGUGGAGUUCUUCAACCGAUACUGCGCAGGGGAGGGAAGCAUAGGAGAAGUAAACCAAACUGCUAAAGGAGAAGUACCCCUCAGCAGUGACAACAAAAAGGAAACCAUUUUAAUCGCUACGGAUGUCAUAGGCAUGGGGGUGAACAUUAACAUAAGAAGAAUUAUAUUUUAUUCUUUGCAAAAAUUUGAUGGAGAUAGGUUAAGACAUUUAUACGGUUCCGAGGUGCUACAGAUAGCGGGGAGGGCUGGAAGAUUUCAUCAUGCUAUUAGACAGCCCAUAAUUGGUUACGUCACUUGUGUUCAUGCGCAUGAUUUAAGCACUAUUAAAAGGAUUUUUAGGAGCGAAAAUGAUGGUGUGCUGGAUGGAAAAAAGUUGGAGAAUAAUGAUUCGGAGAAUGACCAUCCGGAGAAUGACCAUCCGGAGAAUUCCUCUUUUACGCAAAAUUGUGGUCAGCACGUUGAGUCCUCAAACCAUUUAAGAAGAAAUGAUGAGGGGAGAUAUUCAGGUGGGCAGGGUAGUGGCGCUCAGUUGGAUGGGCCACAGCAGAAUGCCCAUUUUGUGGAUUCCCUUUUUCAGCAAAGAGAAGGAAAAGACAACACCUGUACAAAGGCAGGGUUCUUUCCUGACUUUAACAUGAUAAAUAAAUUGAAAAAUAUGCUACAAUAUGAACACAAAGCAAAAGUAGAGCUGCAUGAAAUUAUGAGCAUACUGGUGGAUUACGCAAAGCUUAAUGAGGAGUAUUUUUUCCUGACGAAGAAUUACAACCAAAUGAUAAUCAUUGCUAAAUUUUUAAAAGACAUAAAGCUGGACAGCGAAACUCUCUUUGUGUAUACCCUUUCCCCCAUAAAUGUCAAUGAUGUUAAUAUGUUGACUACGCUGAGAACCUUUGCUUUGUGUCAUGAGCUGCUAAAUUCUGUGGAUUUUUUUGAGUGCAUAAAUCGAGAUAUUGUGUCUACUACUGCAGUGGGGGGGGUUGAGGAGUUAAGAGAGGGGCAUGGCUACUCGGGUGCGCUCACGGAUGGCUUACCUUUCCAAGGGGGGACCCUCGCCCCGGAUAGCGACACCGCGGAGAGCAGCAUCGCGAGCAACGGCAGCGCCUGGUCAUAUCGUAAACAGGGUGAGGAAGAAUUAUCAAACUGCCGCUUCGAUGGGCACAGUUACACCAACUUGGUGAAGCAGCAGAGUGCAAUUCGCCUUGACUUCCCGUUGGGGCCAACUCCACUCAGCGCCUCCCCGGGACAUUCCAACAAUCCGCACGUGGGGCUAGAGGAAUGUCUCAGCGUCCUGGAGCUUUACUAUGAAAUAAUUGACCUGUACUGCUGGUUACACACAAAGUUCCCUAGGAUUUAUGCAAACAUAGAUUCAGUAAACGACGAAAAAAAAAAAGUCUCCAACUCAAUUAUACACGUGUUGGCACAGUCGUGCCAGGGGAACGUGGGCGUUGGUGGGGGAAUCGCUGCAGGAGAAAUAGUAAAUAGGGUACCGCUCCAAAAGGAGCCGUAG
Messenger RNA from Plasmodium inui San Antonio 1, 2613 nucleotides. RefSeq lists its product as hypothetical. Gene Ontology annotation, biological process: RNA catabolic process; mitochondrial RNA 3'-end processing. The record is from RefSeq and is a predicted model, not a curated record. NCBI's taxonomy places the organism in Eukaryota, Apicomplexa, Aconoidasida, Haemosporida, Plasmodiidae. The transcript has a single exon. Gene Ontology annotation, cellular component: mitochondrial degradosome. Bases 1 to 2613 code for a protein of 870 amino acids. Gene Ontology annotation, molecular function: RNA helicase activity; ATP binding; nucleic acid binding.